Molecule: messenger RNA, 1422 nt
Organism: Tarenaya hassleriana
Lineage: Eukaryota; Viridiplantae; Streptophyta; Magnoliopsida; Brassicales; Cleomaceae
Product: transcription factor TCP9
Exons: 1
Coding region: 116-1180 (354 amino acids)
Cellular component (GO): nucleus
Molecular function (GO): sequence-specific DNA binding; DNA-binding transcription factor activity
Source: RefSeq, a predicted model, not a curated record
UUCUCACUCGGACGUGUAACGCUAUUAAGCGAUUCCCUGAGUACCCGCUUUUAUUAAAUUUCGUCUUCAUCCCCCCUCCUUCCGUUUCUUUUUUCUUCCUCUUAGGGUUUCUCCAAUGGCGACGGUUCAAAAGCAAGAGAUUGGAGAAGACGAGGACAUCAGAGCCGUUGAUCUCAGCAUCAACGGCGUCGGAACCGCGGAGACUAGCAGCCACGCGGACCACACGCGCCUGGCGCCGAAGGAGGAGCCGGACGAGGACGGGAGGGUGAAGCCACCGCUCGGGGUGGUUAUGCCGCUGUCUACAGUGCAGGUCCCGUCGAUGUCUCCGUCUCCGCCGACGACGAAGAGGGCGUCGACGAAGGACCGUCACACGAAGGUCGAGGGACGCGGGAGGAGGAUACGGAUGCCCGCAACGUGUGCGGCCAGGAUUUUCCAGCUGACUCGCGAGCUCGGACACAAGUCCGACGGCGAGACCAUCCGGUGGUUGCUGGAGCACGCCGAGCCGGCGAUCAUAGCUGCCACGGGGACAGGAACUGUUCCCGCCAUCGCUAUGUCUGUAAACGGGACACUGAAAAUCCCGACCACAACGAACGCGAGCCCUGAACCAGGUGAACAUCCCGCGAAGAAGCGACGGAAACGGCCCUCGAACAGCGAGUACAUAGACAUUAAUGACGCCGUUUCAGUUUCCUCCGGCUUGGCUCCGAUCGCAACGACACUGCCGCCUCCGCUUCCGCCGGCGUCGGCUGCUCCGGUGUCCUCGGCGCCUACGGAUCAACAAGCUCUGCCGCAAGGGUUGGUCCCGGUGUGGGCCAUACCGUCCAACAGCGUUUUCUGGGUUCCCCACGUGGCGAACGUUGCGGGACCAUCGAACCAGCCGCAGAUUCUGGCUUUUCAGGCAACCGCGGCGCCGUUGAUCAACAUCUCGGCGAGACCCAUGACGUCGUCUUUCAUUGCCGCCAUGGCGGCUCCGAACCAAGCUGUACAGAGCAGCAGCAUGCUCUCGGUUUCAACCAUUGCAGCAUCGAAACCCUCGAUAACGACGUCGGUUAUGGCACCGAUAUCGAGCUCCGGCAUAAUCAGGGGAAGCACUGCAAGCGGCUCAUCGAAUAGAACGCACAUGCUUAGAGACUUCUCGCUCGAAAUUUACGACAAACAAGAACUCCAGUUUAUGACAAGAUGAAGAAGAAGCUGCGUCUCGUCACGGUCAUGUACGCCGUGAACGAUCAUUCAAUGACCGAAGCUGAACGAACCGAUCGGAUCCCUCUCUCACCCGAUUUGGGGGAGGGGGAGCACGUGGGCACGUGACGGGUGAGGGUAAAGGUACGCACGUGUUAAGUGGGGCUGGGAUUAGGCAGACGGUGGGGUCCACGAGAUGGGGUCAACACGAACCAAACAAAAAACGAAAGCAAAAGUGGGGGGGGG